UUUUGGGGGCGGAGGAGGAGGAGGGUUGUGAAUCGUUAGCUCUCUAGCCUAGAGUCUAGCGUCGACCCAGGAAACUCAGGAGGAAAAAAAACCCAAAUCGAUAAAGACACGUUCGUUGGCAGCCAGCCACCUCUGUUAUAAAUAUUAUUAUUAUUAUUAUCGAUAUAGGAAUUUCAGGGACCGCGCGGCCAGGAAAUAACUUGCUGUUACUUGUUCUCUCACAACUAAAAUAAAAAUGAUCUUUUUAAAAACUGCAAACUGAAGAGAAGAAGUGGGUAAGCAAAUGGGUGAAGAAGGUGGGCCGUGGAUGCCGAUAAACGUUGUUAAUGUUGGUUUCUAGACUGACUGCUUACACUUUACGAGACUUUUUCGUCCAGCAAGCGACGCCGAAACUCGGCACUUCCGCACGGGCUCAUGUAAACACGCUCACGUGACCGGCCACGUGGAGCCGAGGCCGGCUCGCACCUUAAAGGGACCGCCUGAGUCUGAGACUUUUCACAGGGAGCUUGUAAUGCUGUUGAUCACCUGAAUGCAGAGCAACUGGAGGAGGCCCACGCCCACACAGAGCGGCACAGGAAGUGAGGUCAGCACGUGCCAAUGCAGCAACAGAGCCGGCCACCCAGGGCAGUGGAAGGCAGGCUUCCCGUGUUCGUGUUUCCCACAGAGCUGGUGUUCUAUGCCAAUGAGCAGGCCUCACACAGGCAGGUGCUCACCCUCUACAACCCCUACGAGUUCAUCAUCAAGUUUAAAGUGCUGUGCACCGCCCCCAGAAAGUAUGUGGUGGUGGACGCCACGGGAGCCGUGAAGCCUCGGUGUUGCGUGGACAUAGUGAUCCGCCACAGAGACAUCCGGGAGUGCCACUAUGGUGUGGUCGACAAGUUUCGCCUUCAGGUGUCAGAGCAGAGUCGGUGCAAGUCCCUGGGCCAAAAGGAGGUGACGGCCACGCUGCUGUCCUCAGCCACCCAGAAGCCCAUCCAGCCUCACUCCCAGAAUAAGACGCAUCGUUUGAAAGAGAAGCUUGCCAAAGGUGUCUUCUUUGAGCAGACAGAAGGCCGCACCACAUCGGGGGGGCCCAGCCUGUUUGCCGUUCUGCUGGGACUGGGCUGCUUGAUUGUCCUCCUGUUACCCACUCUGGGGGAGCCGGACUCCUCCGUGCCUCUCUACCUCCAUCUAAGCGUCAACAAGAAGCUCGUUGCUGCCUACGUUCUUGGCCUCCUCACAGUGGUUAUUCUACACCCAUGAAGUGUUGAAACACGAGUUCCCUGGAGAAGGAAGGACAAACAAGGUGGGAAGAGAAAGAGAAAACAGGAGAUGAGGAAAGGUUAAGACUGAAAACCUACUGUAGACAUUCAAGGAGGUGGGAAGCAGAAGUUGCCGACUAAGAUGUAAACACUGCAACAAUAAGUGGAGGACAGCAAUCCCAUCAUGCACUGGGCUAACAGUGGAUGUACAGCACAUCAGUACAACUGCAGGACUGUGCGGUGCCGAUGGGGAGCAGGGCAGCCAGAUUUUGACAAAGGGAGACCUUUUUAUAAAAGCUGUUUGACUUUGGGGGAUGCGGUGGCGCAGCGGGUUUGGUCGGGUCCUGCUCUCUGGUGGGUUAGGGUUU
Scleropages formosus (Asian bonytongue) is the source of this 1609-nucleotide messenger RNA. It is a transcript of the gene mospd1, whose product is annotated as motile sperm domain containing 1. Gene Ontology annotation, cellular component: cytoplasm. The record is from RefSeq and is a predicted model, not a curated record. Lineage: Eukaryota; Metazoa; Chordata; Actinopteri; Osteoglossiformes; Osteoglossidae. The coding region runs from base 598 to 1242 and encodes 214 amino acids. The transcript is spliced from 6 exons.